AUGUCUUCGUCACGGUUCACCUUCUCUGUCACCCUACUAACAUCUUCUCUCCUUCUCCAUACCACUUUUGGAUCAGGCCCUCUCUUCCAUUUUUGUUCAAGCUCUGGGAACUUCACCGCCAACGACCCUUAUGAAUCAAACCUAAGAAAGCUCAUGGGCAAUCUUUAUACCCAAACACCUCCCCAUGGUUUUGGCCUUGAGUCAGUGGGUCAGGAUCCGUACAGAACUUAUGGGCUUGCUCUUUGUCGUGGUGACGUUGAAGGCAGAGACUGCAGGAACUGCUUUCAUGACGCAAGCAACGAAAUUCUAAAAAGCUGCCCAAACAGUAAGGGUGCAAUAAUAUGGUAUGAUAAUUGUCUUCUCAAGUACAACAAUAGAGAUUUCCAUGGCCAAAUUGAUAAUCAAAACAAGUUCUACAUGUGGAACACGCGAAAUGUUAGAGAUCCCACAAACUUCAACCAAAAAACAAAGGAGUUGUUGAGCCUACUCGCCAAAAAGGCAUCUGCGACUCCGAAACUGUAUGCAGUUGGACAGCUAGAGCUCGGAAAAUCGAGGAAGCUCUAUGGCUUGGCCCAAUGCACAAGGGACCUUUCUGGAAGUGACUGUUUCAAGUGUCUUGAUGGUAUAACUGGUGAACUUCCUCGCUGCUGUGAUGGGAAGGAAGGUGGAAGAGUUGUCGGAGGGAGUUGCAACAUAAGAUAUGAGAUUUAUCCGCUGUAA
This is a messenger RNA of Alnus glutinosa, 720 nucleotides long. Its product is annotated as cysteine-rich repeat secretory protein 38-like. The transcript has a single exon. NCBI's taxonomy places the organism in Eukaryota, Viridiplantae, Streptophyta, Magnoliopsida, Fagales, Betulaceae. The record is from RefSeq and is a predicted model, not a curated record. The coding region runs from base 1 to 720 and encodes 239 amino acids.